Tribolium madens (black flour beetle) is the source of this 761-nucleotide messenger RNA. RefSeq lists its product as uncharacterized. The record is from RefSeq and is a predicted model, not a curated record. The transcript is spliced from 4 exons. Lineage: Eukaryota; Metazoa; Arthropoda; Insecta; Coleoptera; Tenebrionidae. Bases 169 to 723 code for a protein of 184 amino acids.
GAUACCUCGUCAGGAAAUCGCGACUUUCCCAUCCCGCUGUAGUAAUACACCGAAAGCGACGAUGACGCGAAAUGAUGACAAACCGAUGAGGUCAUUUGUUGCUCCCGACUCUUGUUUGAAUUUGUUAACGCUCGUAAACGGACGCUUUAAUAAAAUCUCCAGCGCAAAAUGAAGUGGAAAAACGAAAUACCCAAUAAAACGGAAUUCAUGAAAAUCAACAGUUUUCAUUUCAUCGAAUGCGAAAAGUUUCAUAGUGAACUAGUGCACGAGGAAAACGCCGGCAAAUUUUCCGGGGAUGGCGGUCAAAGAAAAGAGGUUAAAGAAACAAGACGUUGUGAUAAACAAGCACAAUCCGACUGUGAAAACAAAGAACGGACCAUGAGUGAGAUUAUAACCUUGACGAAGUCACAAACUGACUUUACAGGAUCAUCCCCUAAAAGAUACACCACCAAGUGCUUUAUUAAACCAGUUACGACCCCUGUCUGGUAUACAGAAUCGUUGUUUUUGAAUAUCGAUUCAAGCAAACGCAAAUACAAUGAGAAAAUUUAUUUCAAGGAGAAAUUGUUGCCAUUCAGAUGGUCCGAAAGUAUGAUUACGGAAGUGAAGACUGGCCCAAAAUGUAUUUAUUCCGAUCUGGUCAUUCCCGUUGAUGAUUGUAGGGACGAAGUUCAUUAUAUUUCGCUAGAGCCUCAGCAGCGUUCUGUCAAGUCAACUGAUUUAUAAUUUAAACUCUGUGAUUUAAUAAAACUGUUGAAAAUCUA